Molecule: messenger RNA, 2473 nt
Organism: Styela clava
Lineage: Eukaryota; Metazoa; Chordata; Ascidiacea; Stolidobranchia; Styelidae
Product: transcription factor RFX4-like
Biological process (GO): regulation of transcription by RNA polymerase II
Molecular function (GO): RNA polymerase II cis-regulatory region sequence-specific DNA binding; DNA-binding transcription factor activity, RNA polymerase II-specific
Source: RefSeq, a predicted model, not a curated record
UCGGUGAAAAAUCUGAUAAGUUGUAUUUUGUUCUGAUUCAGAUGGCUUCGGAUAAAAAUGAUGAUUUGCUGGAUUUGUUAGUUCAAAAUCCGGAUUCUCUUAGUCGGGAGGAUUUAGAAAAACUAUGUGAAGCAAUUAGUAAGGAUACGUUAACAACUGAAAUCGGAACUACAAGAUCUGGCGAUCUUGUCACACCGUUUCAUGGCUACGUUCCUUCAAGGGAAUCAUGUACACAGCCCGUUUGUGCGAGCGAAGUGCUCGCUGCCACAAACUCGCUGGUAGAUUUAAAUCAAAAAGAAGAUGUCGAAAAACACUCGACCCACAACAUCUUGCAGAGUUUGACAACAAAUACUCAACAAGGGAUUCGUUCAUUAAACACCGGUCCAAUAAGCUUUCGACCGAUAACAGUAAGCAUUCCACGACAGAGACCGAUUUGUUCAAUCCCUCAAGUCUCUUCUAGAGACAAUUGCCAUACUUUCCAGUAUGCUUCUAACCAUGCUACCUCAUCUGCGGAAAUGAAACGUCAUCCGGAAAAAGAAAACAGACCUCAAAUUUUAGCAAAACGAACGGCCAGUAAUGGAAUCGGCGGGAGUAACCCACAACCAAUUUACGUAAAACAUCUUGAAGAUGACGACGAAGUCAAGAUAGCGACUCUGAGAGGAGUUCCAGACAAAAACGAAGAGAAUGGAGCUGCUGUAGGAAUGCUGGUUAAUCAUCACGGAAAUAUGGCAAUCGCAUAUCCAAUCGGACCUUAUCACUCAAAUGUAUUUGAAGAUAACUUGUAUGGGUAUCGCAGAAUGCAAGUUAGGUACACAGUUCCAUGUAGCGAACAGGCGGUUGCAACUACCACAUGGCUGAUGGAAAAUUUUGAAGAAAAUUUGAUGACGACUGUACCGAGAAGCGUCAUGUACCAGGAAUAUGUACGGUAUUUCGAGAAAGACGGAAGAUUCAGACAUUUCAAUCAAGCAGUAUUCGGCAAAAUGGUCAGGUCAUGCUUCCCAAAUUUAACUACUCGACGUCUGGGUAUCCGUGGACAUUCAAGGUACCACUACGCUGGGCUGGGUGUCAAAUCAAGCUCAAUAUACGCGAAUCAUGUAUUUGCUAAACUUGAAACGAACGUUGUUAGAACAACAACGGGGCAUAAGAAGCAAAACAGUCGAGGGCAGAUGAAUGUUGCAGCUAAUGUAACAGUUGAGUGUUGCGAAGAGCAGGGAAAGAGUAAUAAAUCAACGAAAAAUAUAGAAGUCGAAAAACCAAUCCCGCCAAAAAAGAACAAAAAAUCAGGUAUUCCGACUGUAUAUCCAGGGAUGAGAGAAUUGAAGCCGAUUUUGGACAUCGAUCAUACGCGUCUCAACUCAUUUUUAAAUUUCUAUAGCAGAUAUAAUAAGCAAUUCCUAUCGUAUAUUACUGCACUGGAUCACUUGAAAACUAAGGAUCACCUGCAGAACUUCACGGUAUACUUACCAUAUGACUGUACGGAUUUAUUGCAACACCCAACUAUUGUGGAUAUCAUAAAAAUCUAUGAUACAAUAUUAUAUAAAAAAGCAACUGAAAAUCUCCUACCAGAUUGCUUGGCUUCUCUAUCUACAGAUUUCAAAGUCGCAGUUCGGAAAUUUGCAAAAACUUUUGUACAGUGGGUGCCAGAUGCGACGGCCAUUUGCGACGUGCCUGACGAAGUUCAUGAGACUAGGGUCGGUGCUGCUACGGCUUGGGGUGAUUGUGUCAGACGAAUGACGACAUUGUGUCACGUGGCAAAAGAAGCGCGAAAAGCUUUACGAGAUCAUGGACUAACAAAACAAUUACGCGUGGAUUUGGAGAUGAUAUCAAUCGAAGAAAUAGCUUUAAUGUGUGGUUGGGCUGGAAAUGAUGCCACGAUGACAGAAAAUUAUAACGUAGACGAACAUCGUGACGUCAUUACACAAGAAAUAGCUAUAGCGGAAAAAUAUUUAUCUGUAUUUAUAAGAAUGUUGAAGGAGCACGCUGCCAUCGAAGAAUACAUUACUGUCUUAGAUGCGAUCGUCAGCGAACAUGGCGGUGCACCAAAUAUAGACUAUAACCGUGAAGAUGAUACCAGAAAAAGAAGAGCGGCUAUUUCACAACAAUUUUUGAUGAAAUGGGCACUUUAUACAAGUAAAAUGCUCAGCGAAAUUACUUUGCGAACGAGCGGAUCUGUCGGAACAUUUCAUCUUGUAUCGCUCCUGUUUGGAGACUACGUCAGUCACUCACUCUGCACUCAGAACGAGGAAGUUGUUUUCAUGAAAGUAUACAAGAGGAUUAUAAACGAAGCCAUGGCUCAAGAUUAAGAUGACUACUGGAAGAAUGUCAGCUUGCCAUGGAAGAACAUAAGCCAAGCUGUCAUCCACGAAUCUGUAUGUGUUAUACUAAAGUAUUUUUUUGUUUAUUGGACUUCCGUAUUAUUUCGUUUUAAAUUAUUGUUAAUUUUAUACAAAAUAUAUAUUGAUUUAUUUUAAUG